Molecule: messenger RNA, 2357 nt
Organism: Scheffersomyces coipomensis
Lineage: Eukaryota; Fungi; Ascomycota; Pichiomycetes; Serinales; Debaryomycetaceae
Gene: MAK5
Product: putative ATP-dependent RNA helicase
Exons: 2
Coding region: 1-2346 (781 amino acids)
Molecular function (GO): ATP binding; RNA helicase activity; nucleic acid binding
Source: RefSeq, a predicted model, not a curated record
AUGGCUCCUUCAAAGAAACAGAAGUCCAAAGGGGGAUCUAAGACGAAUAAGAUCGUGAAAAAACGUAAGACUCCUACGUUGAAGCAAAAAUUACAAAGUGAAUCAAAAAUUGUUAAAGUAGAUCAAUUAAAAUGGAAAACUGUUGAUAUCCCAGAUAACUUAGAUGAUUAUCAUGGAUUCAUGGGUCUUGAAGAAAUAGAUGGUGUUGAUGUGAAGAUGGUUAAUGGUAAGGCCGAAUUUAUUCUUAAUGACGAAGAAACAAUUAUCCAAGACCAAAAAGUAGAAAAAGACGAAAAAGUAGAAGAACAAGAGGAAAUAGUUGAAGAAGAAGAUGAAGAUGAUGAAUUCACAGGAUUCGAGGACAAAGAAGUGGAGACUAAAGAUGAGGAUGAAAAAGCAGAAGUAACAGAUAAAUCUAAAACCAAGAAUGGUUCCAAACCUAAAAAGAAUGAAGAAGGAUUUAAACAUGUGGAGAAUGCGUUCCUGUCACUUAAUGCUGACCUUCCUACCACUGAAGUCGACCUUCCAAGUUGGGAAGAUAAAGAAAAAGGUUUAAGUUUAAGUUCUUAUACGUUAGCUGGGUUGAGUGCAUUAGGAUUUGAAAAGCCAACUCCUAUUCAAAGAAAAACUAUUCCAUUGGCAAUAGAAGGUAAAGAUGUUAUAGGUAAAGCUACAACUGGUUCUGGUAAAACUUUGGCUUAUGGAAUUCCUAUCCUUGAAAAAUAUAUAUCCAAAUCAGACGAAGAUAAGGCAGAUCAUCCAACAGGAUUGAUCUUUACUCCAACUAGAGAAUUGGCUCAUCAAGUUGUUACUCAUCUCAAUCAAAUCACAAAAUUAUCCCCAUUAUCUUCUCAUGGUAUAGUUAGUGUAACUGGUGGUUUAUCUAUACAGAAACAAGAAAGAUUAUUAUCCCACAGUCCAGGUAUAUUAGUUGCAACCCCAGGUAGAUUGUUAGAAUUGCUUCAAAAGGAUUCAGAAUUAGUUAAAACAAUAGCAAAAGUUGAUAUUAUUGUGUUGGAUGAAGCUGAUAGAUUGUUACAAGACGGUCAUUUUGAAGAAUUUGAUAAGAUAUUGGAACUUUUACGUAAACAUAGAACUAGUUCAGAAACUAUUGCCUGGAAAUGGCAAACUUUAGUUUUCAGUGCUACUUUCUCCAAGGAUUUAUUUGGUAAGCUUGCCAAUAAAAAUUCCAAGAAGGCUGAAUCACAAGGGUUAAUUGAUAAUGAUGAGAUUUUAGAAUUGUUAAACUCCAAGCUUAAGUUCAAAGAUACAAAGCCAGCUUUAGUUGAUGCUAAUCCUAAAGAAAUUGUCGCUGGCUUAGUCACUGAAGCUCUUGUUGAAUGUGGUCCAACAGAACGUGAUUUAUACUUAUACUACUUUUUAUUAAUGUAUCCUGGUUCAACAUUGGUAUUUGCUAAUGCCAUUGAUUCAGUAAAGAGAUUAGUGCCAUUGUUAAACAAUUUAAGAAUUCCAACUUUUUCAAUUCAUUCAUCAAUGAUUCAAAAACAAAGAUUAAGAGCAUUAGAAAAAUUCAAAAAUGCCAGUGGAAGGGCUGGUGGUAGUGCAGUAUUAAUUGCCUCUGAUGUUGCUGCUAGAGGUUUGGAUAUUCCAGAUAUUGACCAUGUUGUUCAUUAUCAUUUACCAAGAUCUGCCGAUAUAUAUAUUCAUAGAUCAGGUAGAACUGCCAGAGCAGGAAAGGAAGGUGUUUCAGUUAUGCUUUGUUCUCCACAAGAAGCUUCGGGUCCUUUAAGAAAGUUAAGAAAAUUAGUCGCUAGUACUGCAGGUUCUACUAAACUCAACAUGCAUAAUGAUGUCAAACUUCUUCCUAUAGAACCUGAUUUAGUUGAUCAAUUGAAACCUCGUGUCAGUAUUGCCUCCAAGCUUGCUGAUUCUGAUAUUUCUGCUACUUCCACCAGAAAGGAAGAUUCAUGGAUUAAACAAGCUGCUGCUGAAUUAGGAGUUGAAGAUUUAGGAGAUUUAGAUGAGUUUGAAGAUGAUAUAAUAAAGAAACAAAGAAAGAGAAAGGAAGGUAAGUUAUUAUCUAAGAAUGAAGUUUUAGGAUUAAGAUUUGAAUUAAAAGAAUUAUUAGCUAAUCAAAUCAGAACAAACCCAAGAAGAUCUUACUUAACUAGUGGUUUAGAAAAUUUAGCUCAUCAAAUGGUAGUUGGGAAUACUCACAAGGAAGUAUUAGGUCAUAAGAAAGUUAAUGCUCUUGAUGACUUAAGAAAGAAAGGUAAAAACUUUAAAGUGAAGAAACCAAAGGCCAAGAUUAUUCCUAAGAAAGAAGAAAAAUCUAAAGGCAAGGAUAAAUUUAAAUCAAAGAACAAGAAUAAAAAGUCUGAUUAAACAAAUGGUAU